Molecule: messenger RNA, 1040 nt
Organism: Zingiber officinale
Lineage: Eukaryota; Viridiplantae; Streptophyta; Magnoliopsida; Zingiberales; Zingiberaceae
Product: ribosome biogenesis protein BOP1 homolog
Exons: 8
Coding region: 1-987 (328 amino acids)
Biological process (GO): positive regulation of transcription by RNA polymerase II; maturation of LSU-rRNA from tricistronic rRNA transcript (SSU-rRNA, 5.8S rRNA, LSU-rRNA); ribosome biogenesis
Cellular component (GO): preribosome, large subunit precursor; PeBoW complex
Molecular function (GO): protein dimerization activity; RNA polymerase II transcription regulatory region sequence-specific DNA binding; ribonucleoprotein complex binding
Source: RefSeq, a predicted model, not a curated record
AUGGCACGGUUGGUCGGCAACAUGAGGGAAUCUGAAGGAAGAGAGAACAACACCGAGAUCUCUGAUCUUGUGCAUAAAGGGCUCUCCGUGCUUCAUUUUCUCCUUCUCGACCUCUUCGCUCGCUGGGGGAGGGUUGAGGUGAGGAGAAUAGAGAACAAGAUCAAUAGGCAGGUGACCUUCUCCAAGAGGAAGGUCGGGCUGCUGAAGAAGGCCUGCGAGCUCUCUGUUCUCUGUGACGUCGAACUCUCCCUCAUCAUCUUCUCCAGCCGCGGCAAGCUCUUCGACUUCUCCACCGCCUCCAGAGGAUGCGAUGUGCUUAUUUUAGAUACUAGAUUGGGAAGUGCAGAGAAUCAAGCAAGGGUCAAGGAGUUGCUUCAUGUGGAGGAAUCAAAACUAGAGGAGGACGAGGGUGAUUCAAGAGCAAUCUUGAUACACCAACUCUCCAAGAAACACACACAAAAUCCUUUUAAGAAGUUACAUGGUCUUCCAAUAGCUGCAGUUUUUCAUCCAACACGGUCGAUAUUCUUUAUAUCAACCAAGAAUCAUGUCCGUGUGUAUGAUCUUUUAAAGCAAAAGCUCAUUAAGAAGCUUGAGACUGGUCUUUGUGAAGUUUCUUCUAUUGCAAUUCAUCCAUCAGGCGACAAUGUUAUUGUGGGUAGCAAGGAAGGAAAAAUGUGCUGGUUUGAUAUGGACCUUUCAUCCAAACCAUAUAGAACCUUGAAGACCCAUCCCAAAGACAUAACUAAUGUCACCUUCCAUCGCCUGUACCCUCUCUUUGCCUCAAGUUCUGAAGACUGCACUGCUUAUGUGUUCCAUGGGAUGGUGUAUUCGGAUCUUAAUCAGAAUCCUUUCAUCGUCCCAUUGGAAAUCCUGCGUGGCCACAACAGUUCUAAUGACAGAGGUGUUUUAGAUUGUAAAUUUCAUCCGAGGCAGCCAUGGCUAUUCACAGCUGGAGCAGAUUCUGUCAUUAAACUGUAUUGCCACUAAUGAUAGAUUCUCCAGGAAACUUUGAAGAAUCUCCUCGAGUCAAGAUACGUGAG